Molecule: messenger RNA, 1815 nt
Organism: Akanthomyces muscarius
Lineage: Eukaryota; Fungi; Ascomycota; Sordariomycetes; Hypocreales; Cordycipitaceae
Exons: 3
Coding region: 1-1815 (604 amino acids)
Source: RefSeq, a predicted model, not a curated record
AUGAGACAGGUUGCCAAAAUUCUACAGUUUGCCGUGCUGGUUGCUGGCACAACCGAUUCGCUCAGUCCGCAUCCAUCACCACAUUUCAAGACGUUUUGCGGCCCAACGCCGCCGCAGCUGGAGACGUGGCACAGCAAGCAGCCUUGCGACGAUGGGCUCUUAUUUGUAGCGUCGGGAGUGGCGGCCAGCGCCGCAACGGCAAACAAGAAAGCCGACGUGGAGGGGCCGGCCAUUUUUCGAACAAACGGCGACCUGGUGUGGACGCAGAGCGGCUGGGGCCGGACGAGCGACUUGAAGGUACAAAUGGUGGGCGACCGGAGCUACAUUACAUUUUGGCAUUACGAAAGCAGUCGCGAUGAUCGCGGCGGAUCAUACGUCGUUCUGAACCAAUCCUACGGAGUGAUCAGGGAGCUAAGGCCGGUCGGCGAGGCCCCGUCCAGGCCGGUCGAGCUCAAGCUCACAGACAACGGGACGGCGAUUAUGAUGAUGCACAGGAUCACGCAGGUAGACAAGCCCUUCAGAGGCCUACAGAGUGGGUGGAUCAACGACGCAAUCAUACAGGAGGUCGAUAUGGCAUCGAACGAGCUCAUUUUCGAAUGGAGGGCUUCGCAGCACUUUGACGUCGAGACGAGCCAAGCCGAUAUCAAGAACCAGGGCCGCACCGCCGAAACGGCGUUUGACUUUUUCCACGCGACGGGCAUCGAUAUCGACCACAACGGCAACUACGUCAUUUCAUCACAGAACAUGUGCAACGCCGCAGCGCUGCACCGCACCGACGGACACAUGCUCUGGGUGCUUGGCGGCGCGCUCAACUCGUUUGAGGACAUUGCUACGGGGCAAACUGUUGCCAUGAUCUCCAGUCAGGGGAUCCAGUGGCACGGCGACUCGACGCUGCUGCUACUGGACGGCGGCUACGUGCCCCACGUCGAGGGCCAGGCGGGGCGACGGAGCAACGCGCGAAUGAUCCAUCUCAACACGACGACCAACACGGCCGUCCUGCUGCGCACGUACAGCACACCUGCCGCCGUGGCAUCGCGCCAUUCCAAGGGCGGCCUGCAGCGGCUGCGCAGCGGACACGUCUUUGUGGGUUGGGGCGACGGCGACCCGUCGGCAGUCGCGUACACGGAGUAUUCACGGAGCGGCCGGCCUCUGUGCACCGCACGCUUCCGGAAGCCCUCUGCACCAUUAUUCGCCGGGUAUACGAAGACGAGCAGCGGCGGCAGCCGCGGGCGAGUCAUUUCCAAGUACGCGUGGACAGGCACGCCGGCGGCGCAGCCCGCCAUGGUGGUGCGCCCGCAGGAGAGCGCACUGUACGUGAGCUGGAACGGCGACACGCAGACGACGGCGUGGGUGCUGCGCAGCAACAACACGGAACGCGGCGACGGCAGCCUGGGGGCGCGCCGCGUGGUUGAGAAGACAGGGUUCGAGACGCGCAUAUUGAUCCCGCGCGACGUCGGCGAGGUCAUGGAGAUUAUCGGCGUCGAUGGGGAUGGCAAGGAGCUGGUGCGUUCUGAGCUGAUCUGGAGCGAGGGCGCGAGCGGUACAUGGUCGACGCAGCGGGUGGUGCCUGAGGAGCACCUGGCCGCCGCCCAGGACAAGGACGCAUCGCCACCGUGGCCGCUGCCGUGGCACAAGCACACGCUGUCGAGACGGCGCUGUCAGUUGAUGCUGGCGCUAUCCGGCGUUGGAUUGAUGAUGUCGACCUUUUUGUGGUGUCGGUGGACUGCGAAGCAGCGGCGGAAGAAGUCGAUGCAGGACGGAGGAUCGUGGUGCCAGCAGCAAACGGUGCUGAGCGGGGAGAAGAGUAUGGCCUGA